Messenger RNA from Capsicum annuum, 456 nucleotides. RefSeq lists its product as uncharacterized. The record is from RefSeq and is a predicted model, not a curated record. Lineage: Eukaryota; Viridiplantae; Streptophyta; Magnoliopsida; Solanales; Solanaceae. Gene Ontology annotation, molecular function: RNA-DNA hybrid ribonuclease activity; nucleic acid binding. The transcript is spliced from 2 exons. The coding region runs from base 1 to 456 and encodes 151 amino acids.
AUGGAGAGGAGAGUAUCCAACAAGAUGGGAGAAGAUGAUACAGUGGGAAAUCCUGGGAUUGGAGCUUAUGGAUUCUGUUUGAGGAAUGAAGAGGGAGAUCUGUUGUAUGGACAAGGGGAAAAUAUUGGUCAUACAACAAAUAUUAUUGUAGAAAUGAGAGCAAUACAUGAAGAAGUCAGAUACUAUUGGGAACACAACAUUAGAAAACUGGAAGUGGAAUCAGAUUCUUUGCUACUGGUCAAGGUUAUUAAUAAUGUGUGGAAAGUCUCAUGGGAGAUGGUUGAGUUACUAGAGGACAUACAAGGACUUAAAGAAAAAAUAGAGAUACAGGUCAAGCACAACUUCAGGGAAGGGAACUUACUAGGUGAUUUCAUAGCUAACUUAGCUAUGGACACAAAUGGCGAAAUAAUAUUCAAUUCUUUUCAUCAAAUACAAUCAAAGGAAGAAAAGUCUUAA